Cucurbita pepo subsp. pepo (vegetable marrow) is the source of this 2692-nucleotide messenger RNA. The record is from RefSeq and is a predicted model, not a curated record. NCBI's taxonomy places the organism in Eukaryota, Viridiplantae, Streptophyta, Magnoliopsida, Cucurbitales, Cucurbitaceae.
AUGGAGAUCAAAGAAAACAACAGAUUUUCAAGUAUCUCCUCUCCAUUAAUGUCAUCUUCUUCGAUGGCUAUCCUCCUGGUUGUUCUAUGCUUUGUCUUUAACGACCCGAACGCUGCAUUUGCAGUCGGACCGGGCGCUUCCUUCAUUCCCAAAGAUAACUUUCUCAUUGACUGUGGAGCCAACAAGGAACUUGGUGCACUCCCUGAUGGAAGACUGUUCCAAACUGAUGAACAAUCCGAACAGUACUUAGAGGCCAACGAUCAUCUCGUAGCAGCCGCUGCACCGGAGAUGAAGGCACCGUCCCCGGUCGAUUUAACAGCAAGAAUAUUCCUCCAAGAAGCUACUUACAUUUUUCAAAUGGCAGAGCCAGGAUGGCAUUGGCUACGCCUCCAUUUCUUGCCUGUUAAAAGCAAUGACUUUGAUCUCUUAGAAGCCAAGUUUUCAGUAGUCACUGAAAAAUAUGUGUUGCUUCAUAGCUUCAACAUCAAUAAUGAUUCCACAUUUGUUCUUAAGGAGUUUCUUCUCAAUAUCACUGACCCAAAACUGUCAAUCACAUUCUUCCCAUUGAAGAAUUCAGCUGCUUUUAUCAAUGCCAUCGAGGUCGUCUCGGCUCCGAUGGACUUGAUAGCUGACUCGAACAUGGAACUGUCUCCAGUCGGGACGAUCGAGGGGCUAACGAAAUAUGCGUUUCAGACAUUGUAUAGGUUGAACAUGGGAGGACCUAUAAUCACUCCAAGAAAUGACACUAUUGGGAGGACAUGGGAGACAGAUGAGAUAUACAGGACACCAAAAGCAGCUGGUAGGAGUGUCAUUGUUGAGACCAAGAGCAUUAAAUAUCAAGAUGGGUUGGAAGAAAUUGGCAUGUUAAUAGCUCCUCCAAGUGUGUAUGCCAGUGCAGUUCAAAUGGGAGAAGCUCAUACAAGUGUACCAAAUUUUAAUGUCACAUGGAAAUUGGAGGCAGAUCCUUCAUUUGGGUAUCUAAUUCGCUUCCAUUUCUGUGACAUUGUAAGCAAAGCACUCAAUAAUCUGUAUUUCAAUGUUUAUGUAAAUGGGAAGCCUGCUAUAACCAACUUGGAUUUGUCACACAAGCUAGGGAGUUUGGCUACUGCAUACUACAAGGAUGUUGUGGUUAAUGCUUCCUUGAUGGUAGGGGGAUUGACGGUUCAAAUUGGUCCGGCGAACGUCGAAACGGGUGAUAUGAAUGCCAUUUUGAAUGGCUUAGAGGUACUGAAAAUAAGCAAUUCUGUUAAUAGUUUGGAUGGAGAGUUUGGAGUGGAUGGUAAGUCUGCAAAUGGGAGUAGUCGUGGUACGGUGGCUGCUGUUGGGUUUGCGAUGAUGUUCGGGGCGUUUGUCGGGCUCGGUGCUAUGGUGAUGAAAUGGCAUAAAAGGCCUCAAGAUUGGCAGAAGAGGAACAGUUUCUCUUCUUGGUUGCUUCCUGUACAUGCUGGGGACUCUAGCUUUAUGAGCAAGAGCUCAUAUGGAUCACACAAGACCAACCUUGGUUUAGGGCUUGGCAGGCUGUUUAGUUUGGCAGAGCUGCAAGAAGCCACCAAGAACUUUGAUCCAAAUUCAAUAAUUGGUGUUGGUGGGUUUGGAAAUGUGUAUAUUGGAGUGAUUGAUGAAGGGACAAAAGUUGCUGUCAAGAGAGGAAAUCCACAAUCUGAACAAGGCAUUACAGAAUUCCAAACUGAAAUUCAUAUGCUUUCCAAGCUCAGACAUAGGCAUUUGGUUUCUUUGAUUGGUUAUUGUGAUGAAAACUCUGAGAUGAUCUUGGUUUAUGAGUUCAUGUCAAAUGGUCCAUUCAGAGAUCACUUGUAUGGAAAAGAUGUGACUCCAUUGUCAUGGAAGCAAAGGCUAGAGAUCUGUAUUGGAGCGGCUCGAGGUCUUCAUUACCUUCAUACAGGAACGGCUCAGGGAAUCAUUCACCGUGAUGUCAAAACAACCAAUAUUUUGCUCGACGAGAGCUUCACUGCUAAAGUAGCUGAUUUCGGGCUAUCGAAGGAUGCUGCGAUGGGGCAGGGACAUGUGAGUACUGCAGUGAAGGGAAGUUUUGGAUAUUUGGAUCCAGAGUACUUCAGGAGGCAACAGUUGACAGAGAAAUCAGAUGUUUAUUCGUUUGGAGUUGUUUUGCUUGAGGCUUUGUGUGCAAGGCCAGCAAUCAACCCUUCUUUACCAAGAGAGCAAGUGAACUUGGCUGAUUGGGCAAUGCAGUGUAAGAGAAAAGGGUGUUUGGAGAAGAUAAUGGAUCCUCUUCUAGUUGGAGCCACAAAUCCUGAGUCCAUGACCAAGCUUGCAGAAGCAGCAGAGAAGUGUCUUGCUGAGCAUGGUGUAGAUAGGCCAAGCAUGGGGGAUGUGCUGUGGAAUUUGGAGUAUGCAUUGCAGCUUCAAGAAUCGUUCUCAGAAGGCAAAGGUGAAGAUGAAAGCACGGUCGCAAGUGUGGCAGCUGUUGCCCCCGCGACCGCUGUCGACGCUUCUACAAAUGCACCGAACUCGGUCGAGCGCCCUGUCGUGCAGGCAGAACGGAGUAGGCAACCAGUAGAGGUCGAAGACGUCGAUGAUGACUCGGGAAGUACAAUGUUUGCUCAUUUCUCUAAUCUCAAUGGUAGAUGAUUUGAAAAUUUGGAGGGAUGUUCCUUAUCUUUUCUUUUCUUCCUCUCCUUUUUCUUUGUAAUUUAUCAAGUGGGAGUGUCUG